This is a messenger RNA of Chanos chanos (milkfish), 3225 nucleotides long. RefSeq names its product NACHT, LRR and PYD domains-containing protein 12-like. NCBI's taxonomy places the organism in Eukaryota, Metazoa, Chordata, Actinopteri, Gonorynchiformes, Chanidae. The transcript is spliced from 8 exons. The record is from RefSeq and is a predicted model, not a curated record. Gene Ontology annotation, molecular function: protein binding; zinc ion binding. Bases 1 to 3225 code for a protein of 1074 amino acids.
AUGGUACAUUCAAAUUUGGUAGAGGCUAGUCCAGCUGAAGAGGUUCAGUGUCAGAAACUAUGUCAACAGCACAGCAACAAAGCUCUGGAUAUGUUCUGUAAGACGGAUCAAAUACCCAUCUGUAAGGAGUGUGCACUUCACGAACACAGAAACCAUAAAAAAGUCUACGCACAGAUCACUGCUGUGCCGGAUACAUCAUCCCUGCUGCAGGAUAUACUGAAAGCUGCAAAGAUCAAGGAAUUCCUCAGUUUGAAAAGACAUUUAAGCGAAGAAUACCGAGAAUGCUUUGAGGAUCUUCUUGAUGAGCAUGAUGUCCCAUAUGUUACAGAGAAAAUGAUGGAAAGUUUUGGGGGAGAAGGGGCCCUCAGGAUUACUCUUCACUUCCUUAAUUCCACAAAGCCUUUAUUAAUAUGUCAAGAAAAAAUGAAAGUUCUUCUGAAGGAAAGGUUUGAGCAUGUUACUGAGGGCAUAGCCCAUCCUGGAAAACAGACUUACCUUGCAGAAAUCUACACAGAUCUCUGCAUCAUAGAAGGAAUGUUUAGUGAGGUCAACAAUGAACACGAGGUGAGACCAACUGAGAAACAAACCAUCCAAGAGACUUCGAUGAGUCUCCAUGAUAUGUUCAAAUCAACGGACCAAAACAAACGCGUCAAGACUGUUUUGACAAUGGGGAAUGCUGGGAUUGGAAAAACUGUGUUGGUGCAGAAGUUCAUCCUGGACUGGGCAGAUGGAAAAACAAAUCAGGAUGUGCAUUUUGUACUGCCCGUUCCUUUUCGGGACCUGAACCGAAAGGAGGAAGACUGCAGUCUGCUUCAGCUUCUUCAUGACUUCUUUCCAGUGCUUAAACAGCUCAACAGCAUCGAACAUGAUAACAUCAAAAUUUUGUUUAUUUUAGAUGGUCUCGAUGAGUGUCGAUUUCCUCUAAAUUUCCAGAGCACCAAGAGAUGUAGUGAUAUAAGAAAAGCAAUCUCAGUGGCCGCUCUCCUGGAAAACGUCAUCCAAGGGAAUCUGCUUCCUUCUGCUCAAAUAUGGAUAACUUCUCGUCCAGCAGCAAUAAGUCAAAUACCUCCUGAGUAUGUCCACCUUGUCACAGAAGUUCGGGGAUUCAAUAAUGACCAGAAGGAGAAGUACUUCCAGAUGAAAUUUAGAGAUCAGAAGGUGGCUAAGAAAAUUGUUUCACAUAUCAAGUCUUCAAGAAGCCUCCACAUUAUGUGCCACAAACCAAUUUUUUGCUGGAUUUCAGCUACCGUCCUGUCUGAAAACAAAGUUGAUGGAGAUCAGGGCAAAUUGCCGAAAACUCAAACUGAAAUGUACACACACUUCGUACUCAUUCAGAGCUGUGUGAAGAACCAAAAGUACCAUGGGACAAAAAAUAAAAAUACAAAGGAACUGUCUGAUGAAGAUCAAAAGAUGAUCCUGAAGUUAGGGCGACUAUCCUUCAAACAACUGGAGAGGGGCAAUCUGAUAUUCUAUGAAAAGGACCUACAGGAGUGUGGCAUUGAUAUUGCAGCGGCAUCAGAAUACUCUGCACUCUGCACUGCUGUCUUCAGAGAAGAGUUUGGAAUGUACAGUCAAAGAGUCUUCUGCUUUGUGCAUGCGAGUGUUCAGGAGUAUCUUGCUGCAGUCUAUGUACUAUGUUCAUAUAUCAAUAAUGGGAUUGAUGUUUUCAGCCAGGCUCGUGAUGUGAAGCUUUUUGACAUCCUCAAGACCGCGGUGACCAAAGCUUUGAGAAGCAAGAAUGGGCAAUUCGAUCUGUUCAUACGCUUUCUUCUAGGACUUUCUCUUGAAUCCAAUCAGCAACUCUUAAAUGGCCUUCUGAAACGGACACAGAUCAGUUCCUGGAGUAUCCAAGAGAUAAUCAAGUACAUCAAAGAGAAAAUCAGGGAAGAAAAGUCAGCAGAGAGAGCCAUCAAUCUGUUCCACUGCUUGAAUGAGCUUAAUGACAAUUCUCUGGUGGGGGCAAUGCAGACAUGUCUGAAGUCUGGAACACUCUCAGACAGAGCUUUUAAACCAAACCAGUGCUCUGCUCUGGCUUUUGUGUUACUGAUGUCAGAGGAAGGGCUGGAGCAGUUUGAUCUUCGAGAAUAUAACACAAGCCAGUCAGGUCGUCAGAGGCUGCUUCCAGUCAUAAGAGCAUCUAAGAAGGCCAUCCUCUCUGGCUGUCAGCUCCAAGCUAAGGACUGUGAAACCGUGGCCUCAGGACUGCGGAUGACAAACUCCUCCUUGAGAGAUUUGGACCUGAGCUGCAACAACCUCACAGAUGACGGACUGAACUAUCUAAGCGCUGGAUUACAGAGUCCUUACUGUCAGUUAAGGAAACUCAGGCUAAGAGGAUGUAAACUUACACACAAAGGUUGUGCUCACCUAGCUCAGUGUCCAGUAAAGCUAACAGACCUGGAUUUGAGUGACAAUGAUAUACAGGAUGCUGGAGUGAUGGCGCUCUCGUUGGCUCUAAGAAAUCCACAGUGCCAACUGCAGACCCUAGGGCUGUCUGGUUGCCAGGUGACAGAACAAGGUUGUAGUUCUCUUGCCUCAGCUUUGAGCUCAAAUCCCUCACGCCUCAGAAAGCUGGAUCUCAGCUACAAUCACCUUGGAGAAACUGGUGUGAGGCUAUUUUCCAAGUUUACACAGGAGAAACUGAAUUUUGAGUUUGGUGGCAAACUACGGAUGAAACCUGGGCUAAGGAAAUAUUCCUGUCAGCUCUCCCUGGAUAUGAAUACAGCGAACAGAUUCUUGAUCCUGUCCGACGACAAAAGAAAGAUCAUUAGAACAGACCAGAAGCAGCCUUAUCCUGAUCAUCCAGAACGAUUUCAGCUUUCUCCACAAGUUAUGUGUAGAGAAGGUCUAUCCAAACAACGCUUUUACUGGGAGGUUGAGUGGACUGGUAAUGGGGUGCACGUUGGACUGACAUACAAGGGAAUCAGCCGUGAUGCGUCAGGUUGGGGCAGUGUGAUUGGAUUGAAUGACAAGAGCUGGAGUAUAGAGUGUAGUGAAAAGCAGUGCGUUGUCCGUCACAAUAAGGCCAGUGUGACCAUCCCACCGCUACAUCCAUCACGCAGACUGGGAUUGUAUUUGGACUGGCCGGCAGGCACCCUGUCUAUCUACAGAAUCUACGCUUACACCGGAGUUUUACUGCAUACAAUCCAGUCCAGGUUCUCUGAGCCGCUCUAUCCAGUCUUUGGGCUGAAUUUCCAAAACUCUGAAGUGAGUCUUUGUGUACUUUAG